AUGGCAAUUCGUAAAGUUGUCUAUCAAUUGAUAGCAGCAUUAUGCUUAUAUUCGAAUGAAAGCGAAAAAGCAGUUCGAAAGCUUAUAACAUCAAAACAGAAUUAUAUUGAACAGUUCGUUCAUGGUGUGGUUAAAGACUUACAAAUCAGCAAUCAUCAGCUCAAUCACAACUGCCUACUCUUUAUUAAUUGCGUUAUAAAUAUUAUUACGGACGUCCGAGCCAGAAUUAUUCUGCGUAGCAAGAUCUGGUGUCAAAAUUUUUCACUAGUUAUAAGGCAAAUGAGAAAUCUUCAUGAACCAAAAUUAACAUUCCAAAUCAAUCAGUUUCUUAAAAAUUGGCAUGCCGAUGAAGAAGCAAUUGCUGAAAUGGAUGGUAUAGACUUGACUAAUCCAAUCCAAUUGAUCCACGCAGUUCUGGACAAGGCUCAUUGCCUUGGUAGUCGAGAGACUCUCCUAGCUCUAUUUCAAAAUUUACUCUUGCUCAUGGAUCAUUCUAACAUCGGCCUGAUUGAAAGCAUCUGGAAAUAUACAGAAAAAUUAUUAAUUGAAAAUGAUGGAGAGUCCAGCCAAUUUAAAGCGUACUUUCCAAACUCUCAGCAUACUUUAAUUGAUAACUGGACAGAGAGAGAUGUUCGAACCUCUAACAAAGAGAACCAUCAAAUUACUACAGUUACAUUAAAAAAGACUACACCUAUAGCUACAAUAACCCAUAUUACUACAACUAUCAUUCGUCCAUCAUUAUUAAGUAAAGAUAAACUUGCUACUGUCCAUUUAUCAGUGAAUCCUACCUAUAAAGAUGCUAGCAGUUUGCCCGAUAUCGAUCAUUUCGAUAUUCCCCAAUUACAUCUGCGGGAUAGAUGCGAUGAUAAUAAUAAUACUACUUCAUCUUGUACGUCUCGAAAGAUGCAAUGGCAGCCUAGAUACUGGAUUCAUUUACCAGCGGUAACUAAAAUCCAUCCACAAAGCAUUUGGAAUUUAAUCCAGAAUAAACCCCUACAGAGUCCAUUAACUAAUCCUGAUAGCGUAUUCAAUACUCAACUUAACGGUAAAAAGAAAGAAAUCACCUCAGGUUUUAAGCUAAAUAAGGCAGGAAGUCAAUUUUAUCAUCCAAUCAUUUUCGUAACAAAAAUAUUUUUACAUCAAUUGACGACUUGUUACAACAGCAAUACGGAAGAUGUUCUCCAGGCUAUUCGUUACGCCGAUAGGCAACAACUUCCAAUUCGCAUAUUUCAGCGACUUCAAAUGAUUAUGGAAGAACUUGAGCCGGAAAAGAAGUUAACGCUACGACUUACCAAUAAGCUAAGCCUGGGCUAUAUCGAUUUAUUUCUCUAUUCAGUAAUCAAUAUACCAAGCUAUUUAAACCGGAUCAAGUAUAUUAUUGCCGUAGAAGAGUGUGCAAAUUAUUUUGAAAAGUGGAAAAGCGCAUUGUCCUCAUAUAUAAAAAUUAUAGAAGAUUUGCUUGAGAGCCAGUCUUUGGUUGAAUUUAUGGAAGUUGUCCUAUUGGGAAAAUUUGCUAAAGGCUUUUCUCUGAAAGUGCUAAUUGCAUUAAUUAACACAACGAUGGAUAACUCAGAUCACCUGCUCAUUGAUUAUAUUGUCAAGCACAUCAUUGAUAGCCAAAGUCAUUGCUUGUCUUGGCUAGAUCUUCUACCUUCUCUGAAAAGUUGCAUCAAAUUGCCUUACUGCGAAAUUAAAUCUUCAAUAUUGACAUUGGAGUCUAAAUUACUGCUACUUCGAUGUGGUGCAGAAAUGGAGCUGAUACCGGAGAUUAAGACAAAAAUUAUUGAAUUCGUAGAAAAGUACAAAAGGGAGUCCAAUGCUAUUACGAUCAUGACUAAAACUAUGGAGAAGCAAUCGCAAAGAUUAGCACAUUAUUUCUGUGAGGACAAGCAGACUGUUGAUAUUGACGUUAUAUUACAACAGUUGUUUAUGAUGAUGGCAGCAGUGCAUGGAGCUACUGAGGAAAGUGUUGAGAAUGAGAAAAUAAAUAUAACACUAAGCUAUCCUUUAUUGGGCAGAAAACUACGCUCCAAAUUUAGUCUCGAAAAUCAGUCUAUGACGAAAAAGAAUCGAAAUAUCAUCGAUCAACUCUUGGAUAAAGUAUCUUAUCAAUUUCAGGAAAACCCAUACCCCUUAGUAAGGCGAACGAGUAAGCGAGAACAGGAGUUAAAAGCUCUCAUUGCUACAUAUCAAAUACCCCCUGAUGGAAACAAGAAGAAACUCAUUUAUAAAUCGAAAUCAUCUGAUGAGCUUAUACGACGUAGAUCAUCCUUCUUAAAGCCAGUUACUACAACAGAAAAACAUCCAAUAACGACGAGUUAUGAUUACGCAUAUGAAAAUGCUCAAAGCCUUCAAAAUAGUAAUAGUGACGGAGUUGAAUUGAUGCAGACCACAAAUGCUGAAGAAUGCUCGAGCAGAGAAAAUUAUGAUACGGAUAAUAAAUUGAAUGGGAGUGGAAAUGUAGAUAUUGCUAUUAAAAUCACUAAAGAUACCACCACCAACCAUGAAAUGCUACAGAAUAAAAGAGUAAGAAAGGAACGCGCUGAUUCCUUACAUGCUGGCAAUAACCAAUAUAUUCAACUAAAUCAAUGCUUCAAUAAUGGUACAUUAUGCUGCCAUCAAACAUUAAUGUUCGACGGAACAAGAAGUAAAUCAUUAGUUAAUUUAUUUUCGAAGCAAACUGAAAUUUCCAAUACAUUAAAUGGCGAUAAUGGAUUUAAAAGUAUCGAUGAGUUACGAAAACGAAAACUUAAUGCCACUAUCGUUUAG
Molecule: messenger RNA, 2769 nt
Organism: Trichoplax adhaerens
Lineage: Eukaryota; Metazoa; Placozoa; Uniplacotomia; Trichoplacea; Trichoplacidae
Exons: 15
Coding region: 1-2769 (922 amino acids)
Biological process (GO): cellular component organization
Molecular function (GO): actin binding
Source: RefSeq, a predicted model, not a curated record